This is a messenger RNA of Punctularia strigosozonata HHB-11173 SS5, 1556 nucleotides long. Its product is annotated as Metallo-dependent phosphatase. Gene Ontology annotation, molecular function: hydrolase activity. The record is from RefSeq and is a predicted model, not a curated record. The transcript is spliced from 9 exons. Lineage: Eukaryota; Fungi; Basidiomycota; Agaricomycetes; Corticiales; Punctulariaceae. Gene Ontology annotation, biological process: nucleotide catabolic process. Bases 1 to 1512 code for a protein of 503 amino acids.
AUGCUGAACGGCUCUACUGUUGUCAGCAUUCCAGCUAACGACGUCCAUGCUCACCUGGACGAAUACAAGUUGAGCGGUGCUAGCUGCACUGAUCCGACUGUUGGCUGCGUCGGCGGUUAUGCGCGGGUCAAGGACAAGGUUGACGAGUUGAGGCCAGGCGUCAAGAACAGCCUGCUCUUGGAUGCCGGAGACGAGUUCCAGGGAACCUUGUUCUUCUCGGUCCUUGGAGCGUACCCCAUCUCGGAGACCAUAAACCAGCUGGGUUUCGACGUGUUCCUGAAUAACCUAACAUUCCCUACCGUCUGCGCCAACAUCAAGAUGAACAACACCGCCCUGCAGAAAGCGAUCAAGCCUUACCACAUCUUUGAGCACUUCGACGUUGCCAUCAUCGGACUCACCACCAAUACUACCACGACCAUCUCGAACCUGGACCCCGGCACAACCUUCACCGACCAUGUCCAGGCGAUGCAGCAUGCUAUUGACGAGAUCCACCGGACCACGAACAUCAAGCGCAUCAUUGCGAUGACCCACAUCGGCUACUCCUUUGACAAGAUCCUCGCGCAGCAGACGCAGGGCCUCUACAUGAUUGUCGGCGGACACUCGCACACCCUGCUCGGCAACAUCACUGGUGCCUCGGGCCCUUACCCGACCAUCGAGACCAACCUCGACGGCGACGAGGUAUUCAUCACCCAAGCGUAUCGCUGGGGCGAAUACCUCAGGUACAUCGACAUUAGCUUUGACCAUCAGGGCAAGGUCGUCGCCUACGAGGGCGCGCCGAUUCACAUGACGAACGCCACCGGCCAGGACGCAAAGCUCGAGGUGCAAAUCAAAACAUGGGCCCAGUCCUUCGCUGCAUACGAGUCGGAGGUUGUCGGCGUCUCGCUCGUCGAUCUCGACCAGUCGACAUGCCAAAAGAUGGAAUGCACGCAGGGCGACGUCCUCGCGGAUGCGAUGUUUGAGUACGCGCGGAACCAGUCGCUUGCCCCCGACCUCGCGCUCAUCAACGCCGGCACGAUCCGCUCCAGGAUCGAUGCGGGUGACGUGACGAUGGGCGAGAUCUUGACUAGCUAUCUGUUCAGGAAUGCGGUCACGACGCUACAGCUCACGGGAGACGUGCUCAACAAGGUGUUCGAGGGUAUCGCGAGUGCAACGAGUGUGUUUAACUCGGAGGAGGUCACGAGCUUUGUCCAGGUCUCCGCCAACGUCGAGUUCGUCUACGACCCUACCACCGCUGUCAGAAGCCGGCUUGUUUUGCUCCAUGUCAACGGCACCACGCUAGAUGCCGAUACAACGUAUACGGUCGUCACGUCCGACUACGUAGCGGGCGGAGGAGACAACUUCGUUGAGGAGCAGGCUGGCUUUGAGGUCCUCGACACCUUGGACGAAGUGUUUGCGGCCUACAUCGGAGUCCACACUCCGGUAAAUGUGACAUUGGAUGGGCGUAUCUCGAACGGCACGACGCUGUCAAGUCGGGAAUGGAGGCAUUCCGCGCUGUUUAGAAAGCAGCUUUGACAGAAUCAUCGUAUAUCUUCUGGCUCUGUCAUGAGGGAAUACAA